CGUGGCUGAGGCGGGGCAGCAGCGGCUCCAGUCAUGGCGGCGGCGACGGCGACAGCGAUGGGUUCUUCGCUGGUGGAGGCGGUGCUGGCCUGCUCUGGCCGCCUGGAGAAGGAGAGCCUCAGCGGCCGCAUCUCCCGACUCUCCGGCCGAGUGGAGGAGCUCAAGGACGAGGUUUGCAGCGUGAUCCACCAGCGUUACGUGGAGUUCCUUCCCAGCAUGCAAAGCGCCACGGACCUGGAGUCCCAAGUGCAGGAGCUGUCUGGGAACAUCGACCAGCUCAAGAUGAGGAUCGAGAACGAGGUUCAACAUGACCUUAAUGUGGCCAUUGCAGAAUUUGCUGAGCUGAAGCAGCAGCUGGAGAGAGACACGCUUAUUCUGACUGUGCUGAAACAGCUUCAGGAGUUUGACACUGCUCUCAAGCAAUUGAACAUCUUGCUGCCGCAGAAGAAGUAUAUGUCCGCUGCGCGCCAGCUGACCAAGGCCAGGAGGAAUAUGAAGGCGAUGGAAUCUCGCCGCGGCUUUGAGCUGAAGAUUCUCAAGGCCCUGAGCAGGGAACUCACGAUACAAUCUGAAAACAUCCUAUACCUUUUGGGUCAAGAGUGGCAGCAAAUGACUGUGUGGAACCUCCCUCAGUCGAAAGAAAUUGGCAGUUUGGAAUCGGCUACACAAACGGAGCUGCAUUUGUCCAAGGCAUUGCCCAAGGAUGGCAUGGUUACUGGCCCAACAGUGACAUCCGUGCUGCGGGCGUUUGCUAUACUAGGGGAGCUGCGUUCCAAGUUCAAGCUCUUUGGACAGCUAUUGCUGAAGCACAUCCUCAAGCCAUUGAUCUCUCACCCAUCACUACGUCCCUGCCUGGAAGAGAGGGCUGAUGCCGUCACACUGAGGUUCGAGUCAGUGGGCUCCAAUCUGGGCCAUCCAUCACCUGUGGAGGUCUUUUCAAAGCUCAAGUUGGUCCUCAGAAUCCUUCACAAGUAUCAGCUGGAUGUCCCCCUUGAGCAUGGUGUUGAAGAGGAGGAGGAGGAGGAGGAGGAUGACAUCCCCAAGCCUGUUUUGGCAGAAGCGCUGGGCAAUGAGAUCUGGAAGGAGAUGUCUGACUGUCUCAUCCGGGAUUGCCUGGUGCAUUCAAUCCCAAAGAACAGCAGCAAACUAGGACAAUAUAGCGAGGUUAUUAAAGCUGCAGAGGAAUUUGAAGAAGCCUUGAAGGACAUGCGGUUCCUGAAGGAGGAUUCCACUGACCUCUUGACCUACGCCCGCAACGUCAAUGGCCACUUUGCUGACAAAAAGUGCCAGGAUGUCAUAGUGGCAGCAAGAAGUUUAAUGACGUCGGAAAUACACAAUACCAUAAAGGUGACUCCAGACUCUUCAGUAACUCUGCCUCCAUUGCCUGAUCCUGGAGCAGGAGAUCAGUCAAAGGCACUGAAAUCUCCUGAUGCUCUUCUUAAGCAAGCGGCCAGUUUGGAGAAUGAGGCCAGGCUGAGCCGGCACACUUUGUCCUUUCCCACUUGCCGCAUCAGUGAUUCCGUCCAAAAAUUGAUGACGUUGGCUUACCAGACUCUUCAGGAGGCCUCAGCCAGCAUGGAUCAGUACCGUCUUCAGCUGUUCUACUCAGUGCGGAACAUCUUCCUCUUGUUCUGUGAUGUGGUGCCGAUGUAUCACAAAGAGAAUCUUCAGAAACUUCCCCAGCUGGCUGCUAUCCACCAUAACAACUGUAUGUACAUCGCCCACCAUCUCCUAACUCUGGGCCACCAGUUCCGAGGCCACCUGAAUGAUAUGACAGCCACCUUUGUGGACUUGGUGCCUGGAUUCAGGAAGCUUGGAAUGGAGUGUUUUGUGGCCCAGAUGCGAGUGCAGAAGGAAGAGCUGCUGGAGCGACUAUCAAGCGCGAGGAGUUUCUCUAAUGUGGACGACGAAGACAACUAUUAUGCAGCAAACAAAGCUAUACGGCAGGUCUUACACCAACUGAAGAGGCUGGGCAAAGUCUGGCAGGAUGUCCUUCCUGUGAAUGUCUACUGCAAGGCCAUGGGGACCCUGCUUAACAUGGCCCUCACUGAGAUUUUGAACAGAAUUACUGCCUUGGAGGACAUCUCUGCUGAGAACGCUGACCGAUUGCAUGUUCUAUGCCAGAUCAUGGUGGAUGAAGGGCCUGGCGUGUUUGUGCCCCUGCCAGGAGAAGAGCAGAACAGACCAUUCCAAGAAGAGGUCCCAGUCUACGUGCCAAAAUGGAUGACAUUCAGGGAGCUUAUGCUAGUGCUGCAGGCCAGUCUGCAAGAAAUAGUGGACAGGUGGGCUGAUGGCAAAGGGCCCCUUGCAGCUGAGUUUUCCCCAGGCGAGGUGAAGAACCUGAUACGAGCCUUGUUCCAAAACACAGAGCGGAGGGCGGCUGCCCUGGCAAAGAUCAAAUAGCGUUAAAGACUCCCUUCUCCUCCUAAACGGUCUUCCUGGGAGCGUGGCAUUUGGCACAGCCUGUGGCGCCUGUUCUUCCUCCAACUUGACUAUUUCCCUGUCCUCAGCCCCAAAGUACCUCCUGGCAUUGUUAUGCCAGGGUUUCCUAUCGGUCAGACCUAUGUGUUCACUGGAGCAUAAAGUGACACACUGGCCAAGGUACUAGUUAGCCUGAGGCCUCCAAAGACAAUUGCCUGAUGUGGUUCCCCCAGAAGGAAAAUGUCCCUGCUUGAUUAUAAACUCCUGGUGUUCAGCUCUUUCCAGCGUUCCCCCUUGACUUGCUUCAGGUAGUUUGGUGCAGGGUCUGUUUGGGUCUGGUGGGCCUUGUAGCCAGCCAGCCUGCCUCAGGGCUAACUCUGUCUGGGCCAUUCUGAGGCAAAGGGUGGCUUGUCAAUCCACGUGGAACAGCACCUAUGCAGUUUCUUUUUAAAAGGAGGCACCCUUUGUGUCUCUUACCUCAUCUCUUUUGCAAACACGAGACUUGAAAAAUAAAUAAUAAAAAUCUCUCAGCGGCCUUUCUGAGGCUUUUAAAAGUGCCAAAAUGUAAGUAACCCUGCUACUCUCUUAGUAAACUCUAUACAGCCAGGCCUCCAAAGGAGGAGGCAGGUGUUUCUCCUCUGCUAUGUUCCAUAUCUAAAAAGCUUUUGUCUGGAGAAGAGAGAAUGGGAUCGUUCUGUUCUCCAGGUCAGGUGCAGUGUCUGCAGCAGAGAAGCCUAUGUAUGUUCCUGACUGCAUGGAAGCCCCUUGCACUCAACAUGCAUAGUCUCUUCUGUUGCAGACAAUACAGUAUACACAAGGCAUCAAGUGUUCAGAUGCUGAGACCUGUGACAUACUCCAUGUUGGAUGUGCAUGUAUAUGUGUCUGUGGCUGGUGAAAGCUAUGCACAGAGAGCAUCUUUGAUGUCAAAGCCAGUUGCUCCUAUAAGCAUUUUCACCUUUCACUUAGCAAAUCUGUGGUGCCUACUCCCUUCUUUUCUUCACAUAGAGAAUCAGAAAUCAGUUGUCAGAAUGGGAGCUUUGUGAUUUUUAGUUUCUUUGACACUGGCGAUCGGAGAGUGUCUUUUGGAGUAACUCCACUCCUUUUUCAUUCCCCCCCCCCCCUUUGGCAUUAAAAAAUUAACAACACAAUCUCCAUGUGUUGGUUCAAAGGCUGAAACCCAAAAGUGGGGUCUGGGGGCGGAGGGGAGGAAAGCCGGUUGGUUGAAUCACUUGGAAUAAUGAAUAAUAAUUCUUAUGAAAUGUUUUGUAUUUUAUUCUGUUGCAAUGAGCUAACUUGUAUUACACCCUCAGGCUGGUUUGAUGCCCCCCCCCCAAAUUUGACUCAACUGAGGUUAUUAAAUAUGCAUCUAAGGCUCAAGCA
Messenger RNA from Sceloporus undulatus (fence lizard), 3801 nucleotides. It is a transcript of the gene ZW10, whose product is annotated as zw10 kinetochore protein. Lineage: Eukaryota; Metazoa; Chordata; Lepidosauria; Squamata; Phrynosomatidae. Bases 34 to 2403 code for a protein of 789 amino acids. Gene Ontology annotation, cellular component: chromosome, centromeric region; nucleus; RZZ complex. The record is from RefSeq and is a predicted model, not a curated record. The transcript is spliced from 16 exons. Gene Ontology annotation, biological process: endoplasmic reticulum to Golgi vesicle-mediated transport; mitotic cell cycle; mitotic spindle assembly checkpoint signaling.